Molecule: messenger RNA, 1173 nt
Organism: Babesia ovata
Lineage: Eukaryota; Apicomplexa; Aconoidasida; Piroplasmida; Babesiidae
Exons: 1
Coding region: 1-1173 (390 amino acids)
Source: RefSeq, a predicted model, not a curated record
AUGGAUUCUCAAGGGGGUAAGCGUGAGAUGAAAGCUUCUCCAGGAGGGGAUAAGAAAAGGGAUCUCGCAAGUCGUGUUUCUGUGGGUGGGGACAAGGAUGGUGAAGAUGACAGGAAAACUGACAAGCUAAAGCCAACGAAGGAGUGGAUGAACCGUUUUGAUGAGUUUAUGAUGUACACGCACGCGUUACUUAAUGGCUUACUUGGCGACACUCGGUCAGAUGCGACAUCGGAGUUGAACAGUCGAUCGGGGAAUUCACCGUCAGGUAACGGUGGUAGCUGUUGCAGCUCUCAACAGCACUCCUGUUGCCCUUCUCCGUCAUUAAUACAAAACUCUUCGCAAACUGUCCCCGAAAAAGACCCCAAAUCCACAGGCUCUAAUAAACCGCCUAGAGUGACGGAUCCUAAAAGAAGGGUUUACACUUCGUUGACCGAGGCUCCUCAGAACCUCAAGGAGGCCAUUGACUGGUUGAUAGCCCUGAAGGGAACUGAUCCGGAAAAGAACUUGAAGGCUAUGGGCGCCGCUAUUCACAAAUUUCUCGUAGACAAGCCGGUAGGGUACACUAAGGUGCCAGCUCUCGAGGAAUUAAAGCGUAUUUCUAAACGUUUCCUAGAGCAUCCUAACCUUAAAAAUCUACGGACCGUAAAAGCGAUGCUGAAACGAUACAAGGCGCCCAUGAAUAAGAACCCCGGCUUUUUCUAUAGGCACUCUGGGAUUGUAGCAGAAAGCGAUUAUAAGAACGCAGUACAGGCGCGGGGUUUAACGGCUAUGAUGACCGCACAUAAAUUAGGUACACUCGUGUAUGCUUCUGAGGAGUUCCUUCGAUGUAUAAAAAACCCUGACCAAUAUGUGUCUGCUUACAGUCCCGAAGCGACAUGGGAUGCAUCAUGUGAACAAGACCCGGAAGCCUGCGCACUAAUCUUCGUGGGGAUUGCGCCUAUGUUAUACGCAGGCUUACGUUCUUUGUGGAUUGCGGGAAAUGUUUCAACUUGGAAAUGGCUAAAGACUAUUGCGCCAAAGAAGAUUGGAAAGUUGUUUUUGGCUUUCGGUUACGUACGGCCGGAAUGUCGCCCCCGCAUUGGUACUGCCGAUGUCUACUUGGCGUCGCGCGUUAUGCAUAAAGAUAUAUUGGAAACAAUCUACGACCUCUCGGGCUUCUGGGCAUUCUAUUGA